CGCAACUUUCGAUCUUUGCUGAAGCUUUCAAGGAGUUGAUUAUGAGCUCGCCAAAAAAAGGGGUUAGAAUGUGCGAGUUCAUAUAAAUAUCCUCUAUGCUCGGGUUUGUGGUAUCAGUUGGCAUUCACAGUUCCUCCUAUCACAAUGAAAACGUUUGCAGUUGCCCUUUUGGCCGCCUUGGCCCAUGCCCAAGAGCCUUACUACUACAAGUGGUCCCCUGAGAACCCCGUGGCUCCUCCUUUCGAGUUCCCGAAGAACAUUCCCGUGCCCUUUCCGGCCACCAAUGAGCCCACUGGCAAUGCUGGUUAUCAAUAUCAAUACACCCCUGAUCAGCCCAAUGCCCGCCCUUUCAAGGCUCCCCAGGAUUACACUCCCGUGGACUUCAAGUAUCAAUACGUGAGCCAACCUGGGGACAGCUUCAAGUACAACUACCAUCCCGCUCCCGGCGAGUUCGACUUUGUCUACACUCCCCCAAAGGAUCAAGAAAACCUUAGCCCCGAAGAGAUCAAUCAACGUGCUGGCGCUACUGCCAAUACUGUCCGCGAGGUGGCAAAUCUGUUGGCUAAUGUGAAUUCUGAUGAUAUCAAGGCCAUCACUGGUGAGCUCGGAUUCGGCCAAGGCUUUGACCUGAGCGGUGUAUCUGCCGGUAUCAAUAAGGUCGGUGACUUCAUCGAAGAUGGUGGUGCGGCUGGUGCCAAAAUCGCAGAGAGUAUUGGACCAAUUCAACCUGCCCAGCCGGCUCAGCCUGCCCAAUACAACGCUCAGCCUGCGCAAUACAGCGCCCGGCCUGUCCAGUACAAGGCCCCAUCUGUCCCUCUGCCUUAUGCCGCUUAUCAAUCGGCUUACCCAGCGCCCGCUAACGCUCAGUAUGCCAAUGCCUACCGCAGCUACUAAUGCCCUUUUUAGCGAAAUAAAAACUUAAAGAAUA
Messenger RNA from Tigriopus californicus, 928 nucleotides. RefSeq lists its product as uncharacterized. Bases 145 to 894 code for a protein of 249 amino acids. The record is from RefSeq and is a predicted model, not a curated record. Lineage: Eukaryota; Metazoa; Arthropoda; Copepoda; Harpacticoida; Harpacticidae. The transcript is spliced from 2 exons.